This is a messenger RNA of Peronospora matthiolae, 2271 nucleotides long. NCBI's taxonomy places the organism in Eukaryota, Oomycota, Peronosporomycetes, Peronosporales, Peronosporaceae. The record is from the annotation of a GenBank genome assembly.
AUGGAUCGACCAAAUGAUCCAACGGCCAUUAACGUAUUUGCGCUCUCUAUGCGCCAAUUGUCACGCGCGCUCCUCUUCGCUUCGGCAGCGCUGGCGCUUGCAGCUGCCGUCUCUGAUCGCGUCGAGAGCAACAACAGCUCGUCCCUAUCGACGACGUACGACUGCUCCGGUGCUUCCAGCUCGAGGCAGAACUUUAUCGACUACAAUCACUUGGUGCACUGCAAUCCGCUGCUGCAGAGCUCGCCCGUGCUAGGGAAGGCCGUGCUCGUGCUCUGUCUCGUGCUGCUGCUGUAUCUACUGAGCUCGACAGCCGACGAGUUUUUCUGUCCAGUGCUCCAAGCGAUUGUGGAGAAGUACCGGAUCCCGCCACAUGUUGCAGGCGUGACGUUCCUGAGCUUUGGCAAUGGAUCGCCGGACGUGUUUUCGAACAUUGCAGCGUUCGCGACACCUACGCCAUCCAUUGGCAUCACGUCUGUUCUCGGAGGUGGACUCUUGGUGACCACAGUGAUCACGGCUUGUGUGGGGAUCGUGUCAGCCGGCCAGGAACAAUUGAUUCCCCGCACGUUCCUACGUGAUGUGAUUUUCUAUUUCGUGGCGGUGUUGUAUCUAGGGCUGGUGUUCUUUGACGGUCAAGUCGAGCUGCCCGAGGCACUGGGUUUCCUGGGUCUCUACUUAGUCUACGUCGUGGUGGUGUUUUUGGACGAGCAUUUGGCAGCUUAUUUCUUCCCAGUCAAAGUGCACACGGAGGAGUCGAUGUACGCUGCAUUGAAUAACGAGGAUGAUGUCGACUGCUGGUCUCCGUCUAUCAUGAGUGUAAAGAGUGCCGAGAGCACUCCGCUGGCACUUCCGGUAUACGCCGAAGAAUCCCAUCUCCAGCAGCCCCAGGAACAACAAAAGCGUCGUUCUUAUAUGAAGAGCCAAACGACCCCGAUCUACGAUACCUUUGUGCGAUCACGGAUUUUCUCGGACUCCGAUCAGUCGGAGCCGUCCCCACGUUUCCUCGAUCGCUUGAUGUAUCGCAAGAGCUCUGCCGUUACGCCGCGAUCGACACCUCACAUUUUGGAUGCGCUCGAACCAAAUGAGGGUCAAUCGUUGCUGGAAGUCACGGAUGUCCAUCUGAAGCGGCCCUCCACCAUGUGCGUGGCGUCCAUGCAGGAAUCACUGCGUCGGAUGAGGCGACAAAGACGUCGUCGCAAAACGGCGUGGGAGUCACUCGAGACGAGUGCGUGUUAUGGAGCAGCAGCACGACGAUGGACGCGCGGGUAUCGCACACUCAGCAAUAUUGACGAAUAUGAACCUUCUGCUGAGGCAGAAGAGCUUGACGCAGAAAUGAAGGGGACUGCUGACUUGUGCGAAGAGGACGUUAAACGAAAGGAGCUGGAUUUGGAAGCAGCUGAAAAGGAGCAGCUUGCUCUGGAGGCUUUCACGUCUGGCUCGUUUAUCAGCCACGCUAAGAUUAAAGCAAAGCAGUGCUGGAGGAUGGCUACCCGAGCUGUAGGAUGUAUCUACUGGACGCUUGAGCGGGUCGUAUGGAACCCGUUUGCGGUGUUCACUGUUUUCGUGCGUCGUCUGACGAUCCCGUUAGUGGAUGAGGAUACAUGGGAUAAGCACUUGGUUGUUAUCUGUCCACCUUUUGCGAUGUUGCUGCUCGGAGUGUCGGUGUUCUCAUUCAGCAUUGACGAUCCUGUGUUUUUCGUACUGGCCGCCGUCGUCGGUGGAAUAAUUAGCGGCCUUAUCGAGUAUGCUACCUCACCACUCUCGCCCCCGGAAGGCAAGCUGCUGGCACCUUUUAUCUGUGUGGCUUUUGUAAUGUCCGUCAUCUGGAUUAUGAACAUUGCCAACGAAGUGCUGGCUGUGCUGGAGACGCUGGGUGAUCUCUUUGGCAUAUCGAGCUCUGUCUUGGGCGUAUCGGUUCUGGCGUGGGGAAACUCUAUUGGUGACCUUGUGUCAAAUAUGGCCAUUGCGCGCGAUGGUUUCCCUACAAUGGCGUUCGCUGGCUGCUUUGCUGGGCCCAUGUUCAAUCUCCUCGUUGGUGUCGGACUGUCGCUGACGAUUGCCAUCAUCUCACGCGGUCCUCUCUCUAUCGCCACGCCAUCACCAGUUGCGUACUUGGUUUUUGGGUAUCUCCUUUUGAGCCUGUUGCUGAACAUUGCGGUGGUAUCAUACGACGGCUUUCGGUAUCGCCCCCGACUUUGCUACACCCUGCUGGCGCUCUACGGAUCGUUUGCUAUUAUCUCCGUUGCACUUGUGGCGAAUUAUCCCGAGAAGUAG